This is a messenger RNA of Saprolegnia diclina VS20, 480 nucleotides long. RefSeq lists its product as hypothetical. NCBI's taxonomy places the organism in Eukaryota, Oomycota, Saprolegniomycetes, Saprolegniales, Saprolegniaceae. The transcript has 2 exons. The record is from RefSeq and is a predicted model, not a curated record. Bases 1 to 480 code for a protein of 159 amino acids.
AUGGAGGUCGACGCCAACAACCUCGUCGUCGGCCAGUGGAAGGCUGGUAUCUGCGGCUGCUUCACCGACGUCAUUCCCAACUGCUGCAUGGCCUACUGGUGCCCGUGCGUCUCGCUUGCUCAGAUCGUACACCGCAUCGGUCUCGGCUCGUACAUGACGGGUCUCUUCGUCUUUGGUCUGGUGAGUGUCGCAGGGCAGUACGUCACGUACACGAACCAAGGCUACGUCUUCGAUACGCAGUACAGCUACUGGGCGGCCGUCUCGAGCAGCGCCGGCCUCGCAUGCGGUAUUUGCGUCAUGAUUGUGCGCAACAUUGUCCGCAGCAAGCUCCAGAUUCCGGGCAACUGCUGCGUCGACUGCCUCUGCGGCUUCUUCUGCAACUGCUGCGCGAUCGCACAAAUGGCGACGCAGGUCCACGCGUACGACAAGGGCACGUGCGCGUUCGGGCCCAAGGACACGCUGCCGGGCUACAUGGUCUAA